UUGAGUAUCAUCUAUAAAUUAAAUGAUUUGUCUUGACAAACCCAGAAACCUUUUCAAUUUUUGUUAAGGUAUUCAGUUGAAACACAUCCUCCACUACUCUAUGGACUCCAUUAAAGAAGCACAAGACUCUCCAAAAACUUACGAAGAUAUAAUUUCAACCCUUCCGAAAGAUAAUGGGUGGAAAAAGCCUCUUUACCUCUACCAAGGCUUUUGGUACAUCGCUUUCCAGUUAGAAGGAGUCAUAUUUGCUCAACAAAACUUCCAGACUCAACCUGGUGACAUUUUUUUGUGCAGUUUUCCAAAAUCAGGUACCACUUGGCUUAAGGCCCUUGCUUUUGCCAUUGUAACUAGAAACCGUUUCGACCCUUCUUCAAACCCUUUACUCACAAAACAACCUCACGAUUGCGUUCCUUUCUUGGAGAUGGAUUAUUUCGAGAAUCCAGCUAUAUCUGGGCCUGGCGGCCUCUCGCUUUGGGCUACACAUAUCCCAUAUGCGUCCUUACCGAAAUCUAUAACAGAUUCAAGUUGCAAAAUUGUUUAUAUUUGUAGGGAUCCAAAGGAUGUAUUUGUUUCAUUGUGGCAUUAUCUAAAUAAGCUAAGAGCCGACAAAUUUGAAGGAACCCCUAUAGAGAGGGCCUUUGAAUUGUAUUGUAAUGGAAGCUCUCUGUAUGGACCUCAAUGGGACCAUGUUCUAGGGUACUGGAAGGCGAGCCUGGAACGCCCAAAUCAGGUUUUGUUCAUACAAUAUGAGGACAUGAAGAAGGACUCAAUUUUUCACUUGAAGAAGCUGGCUGAGUUCAUUGGGUAUCCUUUAUCUUUAGAGGAAGAAAGUGAAGGUAGAGUGCAGAAAAUUAUAGAGUUGUGCAGCUUUGAGAAUCUGAGCAAUUUAGAAGUUAAUAAGACAGGAAAACGAACUCAUCGUGAAGUUGAGGGUGGAAAAAUGGAUAACAAUGCAUACUUCCGAAAAGGUGAAAUUGGAGAUUGGAAAAAUCUUUUGACAUCGGAGAUGGGGGAAAAGCUGGAUAACAUAACGGAGAAAAAAUUUAGCGGAUCCGGAUUAACAUUCUCUUGAUUGAUCCAGAAAUUAAAUUAAUUAAACUUUACCAAUAUAUUAUACUGUUCCUUUGCAUAUCAUAGUUUGUCUCAAUGUAAUUUGUCCAGUUUGUAUUUCGCAUCUGUAUGAAUAUUACUGCAUUUUUAAAUGUAUAUAAGAGUUUAACAA
Molecule: messenger RNA, 1222 nt
Organism: Pistacia vera
Lineage: Eukaryota; Viridiplantae; Streptophyta; Magnoliopsida; Sapindales; Anacardiaceae
Product: flavonol sulfotransferase-like
Exons: 1
Coding region: 101-1072 (323 amino acids)
Biological process (GO): sulfation
Cellular component (GO): cytoplasm
Molecular function (GO): sulfotransferase activity
Source: RefSeq, a predicted model, not a curated record